AUGCCUUGGUCAUCGCAGAACAUGGUUGUCAUGAUCUGGUAUGGUUGCCGGUCGGGGGGCGUGGCCGGAAUGCUGCUGAUGGGGGUCAAAGCCUGCGGACUGAACUUUGCCGAUCUGAUGGCCAGGCAAGGAGUGUACGAUCGCCUGCCAUCCCUGCCAGUCUCCCUGGGUAUGGAGUGCUCCGGCAUCGUUGAGGAGCUGGGAGAGGGGGUGACAGACAGACAGGUUGGAGAUAAGGUUAUGGUCCUCAACAGAUUUGGUUUAUGGCAAGAGCUGGUUACUGUUCAGACUAGCCACACAUUUAUCAUGCCAGACGGAAUGAGCUUUGAAGAAGGUGCAGCCUUGCUGGUGAACUAUGUAACUGCCUACAUGAUACUGUUUGACUUUGGCAAUCUGAGGCCAAAACAAAGCGUCCUUAUCCACAUGGCAGCAGGUGGUGUUGGUACUGCAGCAACACAGCUCUGUAAAACUGUGGAUGAUAUUACAAUAUUUGGGACCGCUUCUUCUUGCAAGCAUGAAGCACUUAAAGAACACGGUGUCACUCAUCCCAUUGACUACAGGACGAGUGAUUAUGUGGAUGAACUUCGGAAAAUCUCCCCUAAAGGUGUAGACAUAGUGAUGGAUCCCCUGGGAGGUUCUGACACUUGUAAAGCCUAUAACCUGCGGAAACCUAUGGGAAAACUGGUAAUUUAUGGAGCUGCCAAGAUGUUGACUGGACAAAAGAAGAACCUUGCUGCCUUGGCAAAGACUUGGUGGAACCAGAUCAGCAUAAAUGCUAUGCAGCUUAUUCCAUCGAACAAAGCGGUGUGUGGCUUCCACCUGGGCCACUUGGAUAAUGAAACCGAGCUGCUCACCGAUGUUGUGGUUAAACUGCUUGACAUGUACAAGCAAGGGAAGAUCAAGCCCAAGAUUGACAGCAUAUAUCCUUUUGAGCAGGUUGGUGAUGCCAUGAGACAGAUGCAGGAGAAGAAAAAUGUUGGUAAAGUGAUCCUGGUCCCUGAAGUGCCAAAAGAAGAAGCAAAAAAGGAAGAGAAUUAGAGCUGCAGAAGCGAGCGCUGAGUCCUGCAGAUUGUGAAAACUGUCCUGUGUGUGUUUGGGGAAGAAUGUCUGAGCCCUCUUGUCAAAUGCCUAUAUACCUGCUCACUUGCUAGUAGGUUCUACAAGAGCAUUUGGGUG
Nanorana parkeri is the source of this 1176-nucleotide messenger RNA. Its product is annotated as synaptic vesicle membrane protein VAT-1 homolog. Bases 1 to 1038 code for a protein of 345 amino acids. The record is from RefSeq and is a predicted model, not a curated record. The transcript has 2 exons. NCBI's taxonomy places the organism in Eukaryota, Metazoa, Chordata, Amphibia, Anura, Dicroglossidae. Gene Ontology annotation, molecular function: oxidoreductase activity.